Cylicostephanus goldi is the source of this 446-nucleotide messenger RNA. The record is from the annotation of a GenBank genome assembly. NCBI's taxonomy places the organism in Eukaryota, Metazoa, Nematoda, Chromadorea, Rhabditida, Strongylidae.
AUGAAAGAUACUCCUUACUAUUACGCUAUAUUCGUCGAGCGAUAUGUUUUCCUGCAUCUCGAUCCUCAAAGAUCCGGGAAAGUAUCUAUACAGAGUCAGGAGAAUGCAGAGCAGACAUGGGACUUAUCGCAGUUGUCUUGGUGCUCUGUGAACAAUUUUUGGAGGAUUCUUGAACAAUUCCGACACUGUGAUAGGGAUUGCGGAGCCUUCACACCACUGUUUCUGGAGCGAGUGUUCGCCACUCAAAUGCUCUAUGGUGAUGAUCCUAAAGCAAUGGAGAUGGACUUCCGAGGAUUUGUCGAAUUAGACGCAGCCGUCAAUACGAGAAAGGAAACAGCUGCUAUCAGAUGGCUUUUUCGAGUUCUUGAUCUCAAAGAUGACGGAUUCCUGGAUCGCGAUGAAAUCAGAAUGAUGGUAGGACUGAACUAUGCUAUCACCCUUUGAAA